Molecule: messenger RNA, 1596 nt
Organism: Lodderomyces oxycetoniae
Lineage: Eukaryota; Fungi; Ascomycota; Pichiomycetes; Serinales; Debaryomycetaceae
Product: cytochrome P450
Exons: 1
Coding region: 1-1596 (531 amino acids)
Molecular function (GO): heme binding; oxidoreductase activity, acting on paired donors, with incorporation or reduction of molecular oxygen, reduced flavin or flavoprotein as one donor, and incorporation of one atom of oxygen; iron ion binding
Source: RefSeq, a predicted model, not a curated record
AUGAGUCUAGAGUAUAUGGAAUAUGUGGAAUAUGCGGAACAAUUUGUUUCAACGUAUUUCGUACCUCAUAUUGUAACUUGGUACGGCUUAAUAGGUGCAUUAAUUGGUGCUUAUUUUUUGGGGCUUUAUAUCAAGCGGGAAAUUUUUAGAAGACAAAGGGGGUGCAAAGAGCCUCCUGUAUACCCUGAUGGCGGCAUUUUGGGUUUGAAAUUAGGGUAUGACCUUCAAUACUAUAAACGUGAAGGCAGGUUAGUUGAUUUCCCCGUGGAAAUGUUUAAAAGAUAUGGCUCAAAAACAACUUUUAGUGCUUAUUUAUUUGGUGUUCGAGUUGUUGUUUCUUGCGAACCUGAGAAUUUAAAGGCCAUUUUGGCUACUCAAUUUGAAGAUUUUUGCUUGGGUGCAAGGCAUGCUCACUUUAAACCAUUGUUGGGUAAUGGUAUAUUCACCUUGGACAAUGAAGGCUGGAAGGAAAGUAGACAAUUAUUGAGACCUCAAUUUGCAAGAGAACAAGUUGCUCAUGUAAAGGCUUUGGAACCUCAUUUACAAGUUUUGGCAAAGCAUAUUAGAAAGUUUCAAGAAUUGGGCAAGACUUUUGAUAUUCAAGAGUUGUUUUUCAGAUUCACCGUGGAUACUUCAACAGAGUUUUUAUUUGGUGAGUCGGUGCACUCGUUGUAUGACGAUGCAAUAAAUAUGAAGACUGAUCCUGAAGUUGCCGACUUUGCCCAGGCUUUUAAUGAAACGCAAAAGGAUUUGGCUGUAAGAGCUUAUUUGCAAGUUAUGUAUUGGAUAUAUAAUCCACCAUCAUUCAAGAGAAAUACCAAAAUUGUUCACAAAUUUGCCAAAAGAUUUGUUAAUAAAGCUUUAAAUUUAACUCCUGAGGAAUUAAAUGAACAUUGUAAGCACCACUAUACUUUUUUGUAUGAAUUGGCAAAACAAACAAGAGACCCUCAAGUUUUGCAAGAUCAAUUGCUAAAUAUCAUGGUUGCUGGUAGAGAUACUACUGCUGGACUAUUAUCUUUUUGUAUAUUUGAGUUGGCAAGACAUCAAGAUGUUUGGCAAAAAUUAAAGGAGGAGAUUUAUGCAAAUUUUGGUUCGGGAGAUGAUGCAGAUAUCGAAAAGAUUACUUUUGAAACUUUGAAACUGUGUACCUAUUUGAAAUGGGUGAUUAAUGAAGCUUUAAGAUUGUAUCCUUCUGUACCUAUUAAUUUCCGUACUGCUACUAGGGAUACAACAUUACCAAUUGGUGGUGGUAAAGAUGGUUUAUCGCCUGUUUUCGUAGGAAAAGGAACUACAGUGGCUUAUUCUCCUUAUGUCUUGCAUAGAAUGGUAAAAUAUUAUGGUAAAGAUGCUCAAGUGUUCAGACCAGAACGAUGGGAAACUUUAAAGGGUCUUGGCUGGUCUUAUUUACCAUUUAAUGGUGGGCCAAGAAUAUGUUUGGGUCAACAAUUUGCUAUUACUGAGGCUAGUUAUGUUAUUGCAAGAUUAUGUCAAAUAUUUCCAACUUUGGUGAGCAAAGAUGAUAAACCUGAUCCAUGUAAGAAAUUGAUUCAUUUGACCAUGAGUCACCAGGAGGGAGUAUUUGUUCAAAUGAGUUAA